AUGUCCGCCUUCCCAGCCCGUGGCCGCCGUGCGCCACCAGCAUCCCGCCCCGCCCUGUCGGACGAGCAGCGCAGCGAGGUCCGCGAAGCAUUUGAACUGUUCGACACGGACAAGGACGGCUUUAUCGACUACCACGAGCUCAAAGUCGCCCUCAGGGCACUGGGGUUUAAUCUGCGCAAGCCAGAGGUGCUCAAGCUCCUCCGCGAGCAUGAUCGUGGGGAUGGGUUGAUGAGCCUAGCAGACUUUGAGAAGAUCAUGACGGAGAAGAUCCUGUCUCGCGAUCCGAUGGAAGAGUUGCGGCGCGCUUUCUCGUUGUUCGAUGAUGACCACACGGGCAAGAUUAGUCUCAAGAACCUGCGGCGCGUGGCUAAGGAGCUUGGCGAGCAUCUUGGCGAUGAGGAGCUCCAAGCAAUGAUCGACGAGUUCGACAUGGACGGCGACGGCGAAAUCAGCCAGGAGGAGUUUAUCGCUAUCAUGAUGGACGGCGAGUAG
Messenger RNA from Cutaneotrichosporon cavernicola, 492 nucleotides. RefSeq lists its product as uncharacterized. The transcript is spliced from 3 exons. Gene Ontology annotation, biological process: spindle pole body duplication. Gene Ontology annotation, cellular component: mitotic spindle pole body; half bridge of spindle pole body. NCBI's taxonomy places the organism in Eukaryota, Fungi, Basidiomycota, Tremellomycetes, Trichosporonales, Trichosporonaceae. The record is from RefSeq and is a predicted model, not a curated record. Gene Ontology annotation, molecular function: microtubule binding; calcium ion binding. Bases 1 to 492 code for a protein of 163 amino acids.